GGAGGAUGAUGACGUUGUGAGCUUCACCACGGGGGGCCAGGAGAACCGGGUGGCAGCGAACACUGUGUGGAGGCGAUGGCCGGGUAUUCCUAUCGGUGGAACGACGAAUAUUGUUCAUAUAAGAAUUAUUUCUUAUGCGAAAGACGGAAACAAGCAGAACACAAACAACGAACAGCCAACAGAAACCAGCCUGUACAGAGCAGUUCAAGAGGAAGUAUCAUGCCUCGACGACCUUGCCCGGACCAAUGGACUCGAUACCAAAGUUCGUGUUAUCUCUUGAUUGAGUAUGAUCUUGACUGGAUACAAGCAAACUACAUGCGCGGGCUACAGGGCGGAUAUCUGGCAUCGAUUGAAUCUGAAGUCGAAAAUAAUUUCAUUAAGCGCUAUUUGAGAACUAAUCAAGGUUACAGCCAUAACGUGUGGAUUGGCGCCACUGACAUGAGGGUGAGGGGGAUCUACCGCUGGGUGGAGGAUGAUGACGUUGUGAGCUUCACCAACUGGGGACCAGGAGAACCGGGUGGCAGCGAGCACUGUGUGGAGGCGAGGGCCGGGUAUUCCUAUCGGUGGAACGACGACCCUUGUUCGUAUGAGAAACAUUUCCUGUGUGAAAGACGGGUUGAGGGCAGUAUUUUUGGCUGAUCCUUCUACCUCCGAUACGCAGCGACACCAUCUGGGACCCCGCACCUCCUAUCACCGAUAUGUUGUUUGUGUGGUGAAAACAUCAUAUAUACAUUACUUUACUCGGCUCUGUCUCAUGUCAAACCAUAUUUACCGAUGUAAUAAUUCUCCUUGUUGCGGCAACAGCACUGACGUUUACAUUCACAAGUCCAAUGAAGCGCCACACAAAUCAUUCGUCUCCUUGUAUAAGCUGACAAAGACUAUUGACCUCAACUGUAGUCAUACUGCUUAACACAAAGGAGUGAGUUAAAGUUUAACGUCACAUCGGAAUAUUUCAGCCAUAUCGUAACGAAUUAACACAAAGGAAGGAACAUAACCUCUCUCGUUGUCCCCUCUUGUGCUCUGGGUGCGAAUAGACCCCAGUACCAUGUCCUAAGGCCAUGAUUGUCCUAAGAUCAGACUGUACUGGGGAACGGCCUGUGACAAGGUUGCUUGCUUGUCAUCGUUCACGAUGGCGUGUUUGUCGCUCACGCUCUUGGUAACAGAUCUGCUAGGCCUAAACGUCAUUCAUAACAUGCCGCAGCAGUGACAUAGCUGGACUAUUGCUUACUGUUUAAUGUCAUAUAUCAUCCCUUUAUAAUUAAUUAAUAGUCUGUACAUGAUAGUUGACUUGCCUUUGCAUGUGUUUGUGACGGGUGACACCUGUGGGGCAGAUUACGUCACCUUUUCAAUUCAAUUCAAAUAUUUUCGAGGACACCUUUAUCAUUACUGUUUGAUAGUGAUUCAUAAACACAUGCUCAUGAUGUAGUCAGAAUCGUACACUCGACUCAGGUUUGGGCGGAGAUUUGGAGAGGGCUUUGUCGCGUUUAUUUCUGUACAUGAGUGGAUUUCCUAUCACCGCCGAUACAGAUACCUGAAUAUUUAACUACAAUGCUAUUUUCUAGAUAGAGACCGUACGUAUAACCUGACGUUGUGUGUUUGUGCUAACGAUGCAGAAAAUGGUACUAUUUUAUGAGGACUGUGCUUGAGAUAUAAUAGUUUUACAGCCAGCGCUUCAAGACAUACAGUUUUGUUCCCCGAUUAAUUUCGUUUGGUAAAUCCAGAGGACAUUUUAUUUUUAAUCCACGCCCCAAGAGUGUGCUUAUUACAGGUGGAUUGUCUUUAUAUAUCAUGUAAAUCCGAUUUUAUCUCGCAUUAUAAAGCUUUUUAAUAAAUGAUACAUAAAUAAUAUUCGAAAACUAUAUACGUGUAUUCAGCUUGUAUACUUGUGAAAGUAUCUUUUCUUGGCUAUUGUAUUCGUCUAUGUGCGAGUUCUUGAAAUAAAAUGAUCAUAAAUCAUGUUUUGGCUGUUUUGUGUUAUUUCAUGUUGACCAGUUUGCCGA
Haliotis rufescens (red abalone) is the source of this 2000-nucleotide messenger RNA. RefSeq names its product perlucin-like protein. The coding region runs from base 76 to 639 and encodes 187 amino acids. The record is from RefSeq and is a predicted model, not a curated record. The transcript has 6 exons. NCBI's taxonomy places the organism in Eukaryota, Metazoa, Mollusca, Gastropoda, Lepetellida, Haliotidae. Gene Ontology annotation, molecular function: signaling receptor activity.